Messenger RNA from Kuraishia capsulata CBS 1993, 1104 nucleotides. RefSeq lists its product as uncharacterized. The coding region runs from base 1 to 1104 and encodes 367 amino acids. Lineage: Eukaryota; Fungi; Ascomycota; Pichiomycetes; Pichiales; Pichiaceae. The transcript has a single exon. Gene Ontology annotation, cellular component: membrane. The record is from RefSeq and is a predicted model, not a curated record.
AUGACUACUUCUUUUGGAAUGGGAUGCGUCAUUGGUGGUGCAUUUGGAUUGACCUCGAUUGGAUACCGAGCCACUUUCUAUCUUCUGGGUGGCCUGGCCCUUCUUGUUGCGAUUCUGGGUUCCUUAUGCAUUGAACCUGCUUCCGUUAAAGGAGACAAAUUGAAAGACCUGGACCAUAUUGGGGUUGCAUUAAUGCUUUCGGGAUUGCUAUUGCUGGUCACUGGUCUGACAGAGGGAGGCACCUCUUGGAAUUCUCCAUCAGCCUACGUUCCAAUUAUUUUUGGGGUUCUGCUAUUAUUCACAUUCUUUGCCUGGGAACUGUAUAUAAUGCGGAAGUUCAAAAGCUUCGACAGCGUGCAGUUGCUCAUACCGCUGGAAACGUGGACGAUUCCAAACAUUAUUCCAUAUUUAUUGGUAAAUGGAAUAGGCUACUCUAACAUAUUUUCCACGAUGUUGAUGUCAUUGGAGGUCUUCGAAUAUGUUGCAGUGAACUCUCCUCUAAUCUCAGGUCUCAAAGGCUUAACAGGUGCAGUUGGUCUAUUCACUGCUUCAAUACCUGCCUCUUUUGCGUUUGGAAAACUCCCACCAAAGUACGUGACUAUUACCGCUAGUCUUUUUUCUCUUGCUGGUUCGAUCAUAGUAUCGAGAUUGGGAAAUACGACAGAGUCCUGGUGGAGGUAUGGACUAACGGGCAUAGGACUCAGUGCCUUUUCUCAAUGCUUCAUCUUCUACUUCUGUCUUAACACGGUGAUUGUCUCAGCACCUCUUGAAAUGCAGGGAGUUGUGUCUGGAAUGGGAAUGACAAGUGUCCAGAUGUUUAUAGCUAUUUCUUCUGGUGUCACUUCUUCGAUUGUGGGUGAUGUUGAACUUGGUACGACUACUGAAAUCCAAAAGAGGAUGAUGGAACGAUACCGCCACGCCUUUUACUUCAUUAUUGCUACAUCUGCUUUGAAUGUUGUGCUUAGUUUAUUCAUCAAGGAUAUGGGAUUUGGUUCUUUGAAGGAAAAAAGGGAGAAGAAACUUAUAGAAAGCGAUAUCAGAGAUUGUACAAAUGUGAAGAUUGAGGCUUCCAAUCAUGUCCCGGACUCGUCGGACAGGGUCUGA